GCGCGAUACUGGCGGCGAAAUGCAUCAUGGUAGCUCGAGUCAGGAACUCAAUACAAUAUUCCAGAUGUGAUUGUUUUGUCCAGGAAUGUACAUGUCUCAAGCUUGGGAUUCGCGCUGUGGUCCUCAGAAUUCUGGGAUUUGUAGUUCUUACACGCAGCUAAGCUACACACAGCUAAGCUACACUUGCACGUCAGUUCCCUCACCAUGUGGACCCUGUAGGAAACGUGGAGAGCAAAUUUCCAACCUCACGCUACUUGUGCUCGGUGUUGUCAGUCAUCAUGUCAUUUUGUUUUAACUUCGACGUUCCCGCACAAACAGCAACCCCAGACAGCGUGGAUGGAAAUGAAUUGCAAAACAGAAUGAAAGACCACGCUGCUAAAUCUAUUGAUGAUAACCCCAAACCAGCAGAGCCAGUAAAAGCGGCAAAAGAGCACCUUUCACUGUCAGACCCACAGCUCUUCCUUAAGGAUGCUGUCGCUGAAACAGUUACCAUAGGAACUCUUCCUCCUCUUCAUUUUCUCAAUGAGACGGUCUUUGAAAAGACAGCCUCAGAGAGAGAGGACAGGGAGAAAAUUCUCUCCCGCACUGUGGAGCAGAGGUCUGAUCUCAUCUCUGGCGUGUAUGAGGGAGGGCUGAAAGUGUGGGAGUGCACUUACGACCUUCUGGAGCUGAUUGAGAAAGACGGCGAGACAUUUGGGGGGAAAAUGGUUUUGGAUUUGGGCUGUGGCGCAGGGCUGUUGGGGUUAUUGGCUCUGAAGAGAGGAGCCAAGCAUGUCCACUUCCAAGAUUAUAACAGUACUGUUAUUGAACAGCUUACAGUGCCAAAUGUAAUGCUAAACUGCCAAGAGGAUGAUGACGUAGAUAGUGACGAUGACAAAGAAGGGAGGGGCAAGGGCCAUGGUAAAAUGAAGACAAAAGAGAAACAAGAAGCAAAAGAUGGCAACCCACCACCCAAGAAGAGAGCUGUAGACCAAGCCCAACAGCCAUUGCUAGCAAAGUGUCGUUUUUUCUCCGGUGACUGGAGCACAUUUCUUGCUUUGGUUAAAAAGGAAGAUCCGCCACCCAAAUAUGAUAUUAUAUUGACCUCAGAGACUAUUUACAACACUGCAUACUACCCUGCUCUACAUGAGACCCUUCACAAUCUGCUCGCACCGGGUGGACUGGUCUACCUCGCCACCAAAUCCCACUACUUUGGUGUUGGUGGUGGGCUGCACUUGUUUGAGACUUUUGUGGAGCAAAGAGGUAUCUUCUCUUUGGAUCAUCGGUGGGAUGGGGAAGAAGGACUUCAGAGACAUGUAGUAGUACUGCGUUUUAAAAUGACAAGGGACAUUUGAAUAAGUAAAGCAGUUCUGGAUUUAAUAUUCAGCUUUAUUGAUGUGUGAACUGUCAGAGACUCUUGUGCACAAAUAAAACAAAUAAUGGUAAUUACUACACAGCUGAACGCAAAUAAAAAUAUUCGCAUUUCCUCUCGAUCCUCCAUAAGGAACUUUAGGUCGAGUGAACAACAGUGGCAAAACAAGGAAGAGCUGAAAUAAAACAUGCUGUCACAUCUCCUGAGUGCUUUUUGGUUACCUACAAAGUCUUUCACUUCCUAUAUAGAAAUUUGAAUAUGUCUGCCAGUAAGUGAAGUGCAGUUGAAAGGGGCUGUUACAGGUCUUUAGAUGCAUGGAGAGGAAAGAAAGGAAAUGGGCUCAGUGACCUUUGCGAGUGAUUUCCCCAGUGUUCAAACAGCAGCAUGAAAGCCAGGCUUGUUUCUGAAGUCCGGCGCAAAAUGUCAAUUGCAACUUAUCCCACCAGCCCAAGGAUAUAGUUUGAAAGUGGAGUCUAGAGUCACUGCACAUCAAUGGUGAGACUAUGGGGUCUCUGUACCUCUUAUUAUAGUAAUAGCUCCGUGUGAUUUUGUGGGUUUUUACCUUCAGUUAAAGGCAUUACACAAUCUGGGUAUGCUCUGUUGAGAAAACAGAAAGACAUGACACAAUAAUGAACAUAUCCAUCCAGGAAAUAUGGGCAAAUACACAUUCGAGUAUGAGAAGGGAACUGUGCUGUAUUUAUUCAGACAGUGUGUGGAUUCCCCUUUUGGUCCAGAUCAAGGAAAUCACUUGAAUUAAGCUCACAGGGCUUUUCAUGAGGACGAUGUCCUAACCAGUUUCCCGCAUGUGAGACAGCUAGGUGAAGAGGAAAUCAGAGGGAUUUUACUGGGUCACUCAACAAUGAAACUGUGAAUAUUAACAUCCCCUUGCUUGUUUUAAAAAUCGUGUCGCUGACCCACUCCGGUCAUGUUCAUCUAAUUGAACACAGUAUCACAUCCCUGUCAUGUUUGACAAUGGCCAGAGAGCAAACAAAUUCAUUUCAUAAAGGCAGCCUUAUUGAAAACACCCCUAUCAGACCUCACCUGAACAAAUGACUCCAGCUACACAAAUACUCACAUGAAUCGAUCUCAUCCUAAACAUCCCCAUGACGCAAGUGGUAUACACUGCCGUGCUGAUAAAUAAUAUUUAGCAAAGAUAAAACCACUGUUCUAGGAAACAUGGUGUCACUAGCUCAAACAUGACUGUGCAUUUCAACGCCCGCAUUGUGUGGACAGAAUUUCCAUUCACUUAUUGUGUAAACAAACUGUCUUAAACACUAUUUGUAUCUGUGCUCGUACAAAACACCAAACACAGUUUCUGUUUGCAUAUGCCCGGACCAGCAAACUUCCAGUGUGUCAGCUUCGUCAUCGUCUCUCAUCUCGACAGCUGUUCGUGGCCUGUGGGGGAAUUCCUGGUUCCUCGAGCAGACGCAGCCUUUCCCCUGCUUACUUUAUGGGAACAGGGGGCUGGGCCAGUCAGAUGGUUUUCCUCAGAAACUAUUAUGUGUUGAUUCACUGUGAGGGGGCGUGCUGUUCACUCCCACUGUUUCCUUCUUACUGGGAAGUGACUAUCAGGCUUACCGAAGGGAGGGAGUGUAUGAGAAACAGAUAGAGAGGAGGGAGGGAAACUGAUGGGUGAUGUUAAAGGUGGUGGUAUUUAAGGUUCUUUGCUCUGAAUGUCAGACAGUGUGCUGUAUCCUGCCUUGGAACUUGGAGGACGUGGAAGAGUGAGCAGAACUUGCAGGUUAACUGGAGAGGGACGGCUCCACAGUAUGUUUAUUCAGUUUGGAAAGAUCUUCUGCUGAUUCAAUGCUAAAAUGUCUUUUUGUUGAGCUGGGACCUCUGAAGUGUAUUUCAAAGCUUGACCGAAGUGGCACAGUCCUGGGAGGCCUUCAUGAGGAGAUGUAUUUAUGCUAUACCCAACAUCUGGAGUAUGAACAUUUUCUGUGAAUGCCUGGGGUAAGUAUAUAGGUAGAAAACUGGUCAUUAUUCUGAUCAAGUAAAAAUGCUGAGCAUAUUUUAUCUAAAAUUGUCAGACAUGCCUUUAACUACACCCUACAAACCUUCAUUAAGUUUUCAGCUUUUUUAAGGUAUAGUAAAGAUUUUGCAAAGAAAUAUCAAUUCCCACAUUUUCUGAGCACCGGCAGAUGUGUGAUAUUUGGAUGCUGACUAAUCUGAUCUUUGUUUGAGAGCCAUUUGGAUUAGUGCGGACUUUAAUAAUGGGUGAAUGCCCUAAUAAGGGAUUUCUUGUUUUGUAAUAGGCUGUAGAACCGGUUGUUUCCGAGUCUAACUGCUGGGAAGAUAGGAGUUUCCUGAAUGUGUUCAGGUGUGGCCUUCCUCACAAAGUUCAUUGUACUAAAUUACAUGUAUCCUAAAAGAAUGCACACUCAUACUGAAUAGAGAUACUAUUGAGGAACUAUCUCACUGUUUUGUCACUGUCAAUAUUGAAUCCAGGCCUUGAAUUAGGUGUUUUUUAAAUGAAGGAAGAGAUCCUGUAAUUCAAAAGCAGGUCAGUUAAUGGCAAACGACCUACUGUAUGUGAGUAAUCAUACUGUCCCAAAGUUCCUUUCCUGGGAGUGUAUGGCCAUAACUGAUUAGUCAUUUCAUUCCUUGACCAGUGCACUAUCACCAUGAUUCAGUGCUUACAUCAGCCCUGUAGACAGACUUUUAUUUCAGUGGUUGUGAAGCAUUUCCAGGAAUACUUAGGUUGAGCAGACGGUUUCCUCAGAUGACCCUGAAACUCUCCAUAGGCUCUGUCUAACCGCAGAAUUGGAUCCACUCAAUCAUUACUCCAUUUGGGAGGUUUGUUUUUCCACUUUACUUGAAUUUCACUUACAUAAAAGUCCUCUCAGUCUGUUGCCAAUUUAUGAAAAAGUAGAUGUUUUAAAUUGCAUUACUGUAUAAUGCAAAUGCCAACUAUGAUUAAUCACUGUUUAAGAUCAGCUUUAGUUGCCAGUGAAAUGACCUGUUGCUCAAUCUUCCAAUGAAAGCAGCAAGGCUGACGCUAUAUUCUCGUCAUCACCUUGCUUUUCUUGAGAAAAAGGAACAGUCAUGAGUGACUCAACGUGCUGCUCAACAUGCUAUAGUCUCAUAUAUCCAGCCCCCCCGCCCCUAUUUUUUUUUUUGUUUUAUACAUUUUCAUGAUGUUUUAUUGGGUAUAGAUGGAUUUCUUUUGGUUUCAUUUAUCUGUGAAACUCUUCUUAAAACUUAACAUCAACAAUGAAGCACAAGUGGUUUCAGAUUAUUAAGGCAUUCAAGGAUCAAGGAGCUCCUGAAGACAAACUUCUGAAGAGUGCCCUGCUGUGAGAACUGAAUUCCAUAGAUGGUGGCAUCUCCAGGUGUCAUCUAUGGGCUCAGUUCUUUUGGCAUGGUACUAGUUUGCUCACUGCACCGCACCUGACGGCAGAAAUCAUGAUCUCAGAAUACAUAAAUACUUGCAUGAUUUACAUUCUUUCCGCCAUGUCUUAUUUUUUACUACGCAUUACUUUUGUUUGAAUGUUACGUGUGUUGUUGCCUUUCUUCUUGGACCUAAUUUGCAUAUAACAUAGCUGUGAGUAAACUAAACACUCAAAAAUUCCUGAUCUUUUUUUUUUUAAAUUGAUGAUGAAGUAUUUUGUAUGUAUUGUUAAUAAAGUCAAUUAAAGUGA
Molecule: messenger RNA, 4995 nt
Organism: Scatophagus argus
Lineage: Eukaryota; Metazoa; Chordata; Actinopteri; Scatophagidae
Gene: mettl18
Product: methyltransferase like 18
Exons: 3
Coding region: 279-1334 (351 amino acids)
Biological process (GO): peptidyl-histidine methylation, to form tele-methylhistidine
Molecular function (GO): protein-L-histidine N-tele-methyltransferase activity
Source: RefSeq, a predicted model, not a curated record